AUGUCAGGGACGUCAAAUGCAGAGGCUGAAGGAGUAGUCUCCAAAGUACAAGUGAAAAAGGAGAUCAAGACAAUCGUGGAGAAUUUGGAAACCAUCCUGGGAGACCUCAAGGAUGUAGCCAAAGAGCUCAAAGAGGUUGUUCAUGAGAUUGACACCCUGACUUGUGACCUGCAACUGGAGGAGGACGGACUGACAGACAGCUCGAAGACGGACACGCUCAACUCCAGCUCGAGUUCCACCACCACCACCACUGCUUCCAGCCUGGAGAAGAUGAAGCUCUACCCUGAUGACUGCAUCUUUAAAACACCUGCGCCCAUCAUCCCGGUCCCUGUCAACCCUCCUGCAGUACUGACUGUACUCAAGAAACCCCACCCGCCCCUACCACCACCAAGACUUACCACGCUAAGAGCCGAGGAUCAAAACAUUAAGAAUUUGCCUCAUCCGACAUUAGUGUUAUCAGGGAAUAUAUCCAAGGCUAACGGGUCUCUGUUGAGGAAUGGGGGGGUUUUCGCAUUGAAACCAAACAGGGAUUUAUUUUCCUCCACACCGUGUUUCAUUUCUAGUGACAGUGGGAUCCCUGAGUCGGGGCUUGUUCCUACAUUGCCCAGGCCCAUGCCCCUUCUCCGUCAUGAAAAGAACAAAUGCCCCAAGGCCCCCGGCAGGGAGCCUCGUGAGAGGGAGCGUGUCCGUUUCAGUGAGAAAGUUCAGUACCAUGGCUACUGCCCAGACUGUGACCUCCAGUAUGAUGUAGAUGACACAGAACUACACUUACAGGCUGAGCUGAAUGACUUGAGGCUCAGCCCAGUGCAUUGCUGCUCUUCCUCCUCCCCCCCUCCACCUCAUGCUCUUCCUCAUGAUCUAAUGUUGGAAAACGGCGGCCUCUCGGUCAGCCACAGUUUCCCGCCAACAUCAAACACUCCUCCACCUUGUGUGCCUCCUCACCCGCCUUCCCUGAAGCCCCAGAAAACAAUUCUACGCAAAUCAACCACCACCACGGUUUGA
Molecule: messenger RNA, 1002 nt
Organism: Xiphias gladius (swordfish)
Lineage: Eukaryota; Metazoa; Chordata; Actinopteri; Istiophoriformes; Xiphiidae
Gene: prr16
Product: proline rich 16
Exons: 2
Coding region: 1-1002 (333 amino acids)
Biological process (GO): positive regulation of translation; positive regulation of cell size
Source: RefSeq, a predicted model, not a curated record